Salpingoeca rosetta is the source of this 923-nucleotide messenger RNA. RefSeq names its product multiprotein bridging factor. Gene Ontology annotation, cellular component: nucleus. The record is from RefSeq and is a predicted model, not a curated record. Gene Ontology annotation, molecular function: DNA binding. NCBI's taxonomy places the organism in Eukaryota, Choanoflagellata, Craspedida, Salpingoecidae. The transcript has 4 exons. The coding region runs from base 139 to 591 and encodes 150 amino acids.
CUUUCGCUGACGUGGCAGCUGUGCGUGUACGUAAUUUCUUCCACCACCACCCAAUAUCAUCGAAGCAAAGCAAAGCAGCAAGAGCGAGCAAGCAAGCACAUUUUCUUCCUGUUCUCAUCGACAAGCCAACGCAGAACAAUGGGUGAUCAAGACUGGGCUCCUGUGGUUAUUCGCAAGAAGAAGCCAAAUGCAUCCCAGGCCCGCAGCAAGCAGGCCGUGAACGCGGCACUGCGGUCUGGUGCUGGCGUGUCGACACAGAAGAAGUAUGGUGCGGGCGGUAACAAGCAGAAGUCGACCGACAAGAACACGGCGGUACUCGACGCCGAAACAGAGAAGCUCGCACACAAGAAGGUGCCGCUGCAGGUUGGACAGACGAUCAUGAAGGCGCGAAACGACAAGGGCCUGAACCGUAAGGACUUUGCCACGAAGAUCAACGAGAAGCCUGCUGUUGUGCAAGACUACGAGACAGGCAAGGCCAUCCCGAACCAGCAGACGCUGAGCAAGAUGGAGCGGGUGCUUGGUGUGAAGCUGCGCGGCAAGAACAUUGGCGAGCCGCUUCCUCCCCGCGGCUCCAAGGCCAAGAAGAAGUAAACCCGCUGACAUUGAUUGGCCUUUGUGUCACCCUCUCACCCCAACUACCGCGUCCCAACGCACACGCGGUUGCUGUUAUUGGUGUGAAUCUGUUUCUCACCCCCCCCCAACACACACACACACACACACUGUUAUGUGAGGGCUGACUAUCACCCAUCACAGCCACUUCAUCGCUUGAAUGUUUGUGAAUGUGUCUACCGAACAGCUUACGUCGCACGUCUGUGUAUGAUUCUUGUGGUGUGUAUUGCAACUUGGUAUUGCAACUUGGUGCUGCCAUGUAUCCCCCACGUACAACGUAUCAAGCUCGCACAUGUAUACCGUACAAUCGUGCA